Molecule: messenger RNA, 4795 nt
Organism: Hermetia illucens (black soldier fly)
Lineage: Eukaryota; Metazoa; Arthropoda; Insecta; Diptera; Stratiomyidae
Gene: Pfas
Product: phosphoribosylformylglycinamidine synthase
Exons: 7
Coding region: 571-4626 (1351 amino acids)
Biological process (GO): 'de novo' IMP biosynthetic process
Molecular function (GO): phosphoribosylformylglycinamidine synthase activity
Source: RefSeq, a predicted model, not a curated record
GUGCCCGUUUGUUGAUACCGGACUGCUGGGACGUUACUUGACAGCUAAUUGGGGCCCACAAACGCCGGCUCCACGUGAACUUAAUCGCGGAAGCUCCAAUUUUGCGAUAAGCGCCCGAUUUGCAUAAUCGUCUCCCCCAAGACCCAGAACCGUCUCCAGCUUCACAAGUUUAGUGCAGGCCGCGAUAGAGCGAAAACAACAAGUGCAGGGUCACACGGUCAAUUGCAAAAUAUGCUGCAGCGCAGAUAAGGCUCGUCAUCUCCCGCAGCGCCUACGGAGCAUUUUGUUUUUCUACGUUUUCCGCGGUGACCCCGAAACCAGGCACCGAGAAGGGCCUCCCCGCGCGCGAGUGGGCUGAGGAGCUGCUCUUGUUUUCGAACUACAUUUUCAUUUUGCAAGUGAACCGCGGAACUUCGUCAGCCUUGCAAGUGUUGACUGGGAAGUAAAGUCGUCGUUUUGAGAAGAAAGUAAUUCGCACGAGACGUGAUUUGUCUGUUACGUGAUUGUUGUUGCACGUGGGAAGAGAAAUAGAUAGUCUGCAGUCCCCUGGAAAUUUGGAAGCCAACCAAGAUGACUAUCGUCAGAUUCUACGCUCUGGACGCCUUCGACGAGCGGAAAACGGAUUGCAUCCUGCAGAACAUCAAGAAGGUCAAUCAUGAAGCGAAAUCCCUUCGCACCGAACGAUGCUACCACAUCGAGCUACAAGACGAUUCCAAACUGAACGAGCGAAUGGAAAAAAUCCUUCGUUGGCUCUUGAAAAACAUCCAACAAGCAGAUAAUCUGAAGAUCACAUCAUCCCUUCCGUCUGAAAACGAGCAUUCCAAAGUAAUCGAGAUCGGUCCACGUUUCAACUUCUCCACCCCAUUCUCAACCAAUUGCGUUAACAUCUGCCAAAAUAUUUUGCUCAAGGAAGUGAGGAGAGUGGAAGUGUCCACGAAGUAUUACAUCACCUUCUCGGAAGUACCAGCCAGUUUCGAUGCAAUUGUAGAUGUUCUGGGUGACAAAAUGACCGAAUGCCGAUACACAAAGGACAAUCUUCCUGUGAAUAGUUUUGAUGAAAGGCUCCCGAAAGCGGCGGAGAAGUGGCAUUUCGUUCCAGUCAUGGAGCAAGGUCGGAAAGCAUUGGAGGCUGUGAAUCAAGAAUUAGGACUUGCUUUUGGGGAAUGGGAUUUAAAUUUCUACACAAACCUCUUCCAAAACGUCCUUAAACGAGACCCGACCACAGUAGAACUCUUCGACUGUGCCCAGAGUAACAGUGAGCACUCCCGCCAUUGGUUCUUCAAAGGAAAAAUGAUUAUCGACGGAGUUGCUAGGCGACAAAGUCUCAUAGACAUGAUCAUCGACACACAGAGGACAACAAAUCCAAAUAAUACAAUAAAAUUUAGUGAUAAUAGCAGUGCCAUACUUGGUCAUAAAUACAAGACGUUGAGAGCUACGAAUUGCACGGGACCGGGACUGGUUGAAGUUGUCGAAACAGAAUCUGAUUUGAUUUUCACCGCGGAAACACACAACAUGCCUACCGCCGUGGCUCCAUUUAGUGGCGCGACCACAGGAACUGGUGGGAGAAUUCGAGAUGUUCAGGGAAUUGGACGGGGUGGUUUGACUAUAGCCGGGACGGCUGGGUAUUGUGUUGGCAAUUUGCAUAUUCCAGGCUACAAUCUAUCAUAUGAAGAUGCAAAUUUCAAAUACCCUCCCUCGUUUGCCAACCCCUUAAAAGUGAUAAUCGAAGCUAGCAACGGAGCAUCUGACUAUGGUAAUAAAUUCGGUGAGCCCGUCAUAACAGGAUUUGCGAUCUCAUAUGGUCAAAAAAAUGGAUCUGAUGAGCGUGAAGAGUACGUUAAGCCGAUCAUGUUCAGCGGAGGACUUGGAACGAUGGAUGUGAAUUUCAGGAAAAAGAUGGAUCCAGAGAAAGGCAAUCUCCUUGCGAAAAUUGGCGGGCCAGUUUAUCGGAUCGGCGUGGGAGGCGGUGCUGCGAGUUCAGUAGAGGUUCAAGGUGAUAACAACUCGGAAUUGGACUUUAAUGCUGUGCAGAGAGGUGACGCCGAGAUGGAAAACAAAUUGAAUCGAGUUAUUCGUGCUUGUAUCGAGUUAGGCAGCAAAAAUCCGAUUUUGGCAAUACAUGAUCAGGGAGCCGGAGGCAAUGGAAACGUCCUAAAGGAACUCGUCGAACCGGGCUAUGCAGGAGCAGUAAUCUUCUCAAAAGAAUUCCAACUAGGCGACCCAACCAUAACAGCCCUCGAGCUCUGGGGAGCGGAAUACCAAGAAAACGAUGCCAUACUUUGCCGACCGGAAGACAGACAACUCCUACAGGAAAUUUGUGAUCGUGAACGUUGUCCGAUUAGCUUCGUUGGUAUAGUAACAGGAAACGGAUACGUGACCCUAAUCGAAAACAGUACUGAUUUCGAAAAGUAUUCGAACCGUGAAAAACGCGACGAAUGGGGAAAAGUUCCAUUUGAUCUUCAUCUCAAGCAUGUUCUAGGUGAUAUGCCGAAAAGAGAGUAUCAGUUGACACGAAUUCCUACAAAUCUCAUCCCCUUGGGACUUGAAAAGAAAAUGAGCUACGAAGAACUCUUGGAAGGCGUCCUGAGCAUAAUGACCGUCGGAAGUAAACGUUUCUUAACUAACAAGGUAGAUCGCUGUGUGACUGGGCUUAUUGCACAGCAGCAAUGCGUUGGUCCGUUACACACGCCUCUUGCCGACUUUGCCGCCACUACUGUAUCCCAUUUCGAUCACAAAGGCAUCGCUACAUCAAUCGGAACGCAGCCGAUCAAAGGACUCAUCUGUGCUAAGGCUGCAGCGCGAAUGUCAGUCGCCGAAGCCGUCUCUAAUCUAGUUUUCAUCGGAAUCACAGAACUAGCUGAUGUAAAAUGCUCAGGGAAUUGGAUGUGGGCCGCCAAACUGCCUGGCGAGGGUGCAAAAUUAUACGAUGCUUGCCAGGAAAUGUGUAAAAUUAUGUCUGAGUUGAGUAUUGCUGUGGACGGUGGCAAGGAUUCGCUUUCAAUGGCUGCACGGGUUGAAGAUAAAACAAUAAAAUCUCCUGGAACUUUAGUAAUAUCGACUUACGCCCCUUGUCCUGAUGUUCGUGUGAAAGUUACCCCGGAUUUGAAAGCCCCAGCUAUGGGAACUACUGGAGAGUUGAUUUGGGUGAAUAUUGAAGGUGCCUUCCGACUAGGAGGAUCAGCUUUUGCACAGUCUAUAAAACAGCAAGGGCAGACCUGCCCGAAUCUAACAAAAUCAGAUGUUUUGAAAUCAGCUUUUGCUGCAACACAAAAACUUAUCAAAUCUGGUAAAAUACUGGCCGGUCAUGAUAUAAGCGAUGGAGGUCUUAUUGUCUGCCUUUUGGAAAUGGCCAUCGCAGGACUAUGUGGGCUUAAAAUUGAUCUAACUGAGACCUUGUCAACCAUCAAAGACAAAUGCGAAUGCGAUGGUGGGAAAAUCAAAGCGAUUGACAUGAUCAUUCUGUUCGCCGAAGAGUGCGGUUGGGUUUUAGAGGUGGAAAGCAGUGCCUUGUCUGACACUCUUAAAGAGUUCAAAAACUGCAACGUGUCAGCUUACCAUAUUGGACAGUCGGUUGGAAGCGGCUUGAAUUCGGAGGUGGAAAUCCUUAAUGGAACAGAAAAAUUGAUUUCCGGUUCGACCAAGCGCUUUUUGAAACAAUGGGAGCGAACUAGCUUUGAAAUUGAGAAGCUCCAAUCGAACCCAGACUGCGCAACCGAAGAGUUCGAAAGUUACGAAUAUCGAACAGGACCUUCGUAUCAAUGCUCUUUUGACCCCGAUGCAGAAAUAUUCCUCAAACAACACACAACCAAACCUCGAGUAGCAGUUUUGCGUGAAGAAGGCGUGAAUAGUGAUCGCGAAAUGAUUGCUACACUCGUAAAUGCCAAUUUCGAAGUGCAUGAUGUCUCCAUGUCGGAUCUUCUUCACGGAAAAACAGUUUUAGAUAAUUAUCGAGGCUUAGUCUUUCCAGGAGGUUUCAGUUACGCUGACACGUUGGGUUCUGCCAAGGGUUGGGCGGCGAAUAUUAUUUUUAGCGAAACGUUGGCCCCACAAUUCCGACAAUUUAAAAACAGGGAGGAUACCUUCUCGUUGGGUAUUUGCAACGGUUGCCAACUUAUGGGCAUGAUUGGAUGGAUCGGAGCCACUGGAGAUGAGUCGAACGACAGAGUCAUCGACGUUCCUAAUGUUGCGUUGCUGAAAAAUAAAUCCGAUCGAUUUGAAUGUCGUUGGAGCACCAUCAAAAUUGCUGAGAGUAAAUCAAUUAUGUUGAGAAAAAUGACCGGAUCGAUAAUAGGCUGCUGGGUGGCUCAUGGUGAAGGCAGAUUCUCGUUCAAAAAUGACGACGUUCGAAAUACGCUGAAGAACAGCAACUGCAUCUCGAUGUAUUACGUGGACGAUGAUGGUAGUCCAACGGAAAAGUAUCCAAUGAAUCCGAAUGGAAGUGUAGAUGGUAUCGCAGGACUUUGCUCGGCAGAUGGACGGCAUUUGGCCCUGAUGCCGCAUCCUGAACGUUGCAGUAAUAUGUUCCAGUGGCCAUACGUCCCGCACGGAUUCAAGGCUGAAAAGUCACCGUGGCAGAGGAUGUUCGAUGAAGCGUUCUUGUGGUGCAUGGAGUCCACUGAGCAUUGAUGUUAUCUAAGUGAAUCUCCCUAUCCGUACGCGCCUUUUCUUUGUCCUUUCCACACUUGUUAGAUUUCUAUGUUCUCUUAUCGAAGCUAAAACAAAAGACAAUUCUAAACAUUCUAUUUUUUUUGUAUUGCUUUUAAAACAACUAAAUAAAUACAAGUUUUCUACUGAA